Molecule: messenger RNA, 663 nt
Organism: Eruca vesicaria subsp. sativa (arugula)
Lineage: Eukaryota; Viridiplantae; Streptophyta; Magnoliopsida; Brassicales; Brassicaceae
Source: the annotation of a GenBank genome assembly
AUGACUCUCCACGCGGCAGUCAUCCAGAAGCUCCUCAACACCGGCUCCCAUCUCGGCCGUCGCGCCGCCGAGCACCAUUUCAAACAAUACGCUUACGGAGCCCGCAACGGAAUGACCAUAAUCGACUCCGACAAAACCCUAAUCUGCCUCCGCAGCGCCGCGAAUUUCGUCGCCAACCUCGCGCACAUGAGAGGGAACAUCUACUUCGUCAACACCAACCCUCUCUUCGACGAGAUCGUCGAGCUCACUUCACGUCGCAUCCAGGGAGACACUUAUAAUCACAACCGUUCGAUGAAUCUGUGGAAGAUGGGAGGCUUUUUGACGAACAGUUACAGUCCUAAGAAGUUUCGGUCGAGGCACAAGAAGCUUUGCUUUGGUCCGACGACGAUGCCUGAUUGUGUUGUUGUGUUUGAUACUGAGAGGAAGAGUUCGGUGAUUUUGGAGGCUGCUAAGCUUCAGAUUCCGGUUGUUGCGAUUGUUGAUCCGAAUGUGCCGUUGGAGUUUUUUGAGAAGAUUACGUAUCCUGUCCCGGCACGUGACUCGGUUAAGUUUGUUUAUUUGUUUUGUAAUGUGAUUACUAAGUGCUUUGUGGCUGAGCAGAUGAAGAUGGGGAUCAAUGAUGGUAGUAGUAAGGAAGAUAUGAUCAAGGAUUUAGCUGCAUGA